AACCUCUCCCCCUUCGUCUCGCCUUAUUAUCCUACGUUUUUUGCUCACCCCCAAAGUAGAACUCGCCAACUGAAGAAACGGCCGAUCGCCUCCUCUCCCGGCUAUGGCGGAUGCUCAAACUGAAAAACCCCUCUCCCUUUCUGAGCAAUAUGCACUGGAGAAAGAGAAGAAAUCAGAUGUGGCACCAAAACCAGCAGAAGAAAAAGAGGUUGCAAAUCCAGUAAAUGCUGCCUCUGGCUCUGGGGAUGUUAUGAAUGAGAAAUUGGAGGAGGCUCCUGCUCCAGCUGAGGGAAACACCGAGACCCCUCCUGCUGCUGAAGAAAGCUCUGAAGCCAAUCCUGCUGCUGGGGACAGUGGUGAAGGUGCUGUAGCUGAUUCGGAGGAAAGUAGCGAACCUGCUGCACAGGAAAACUCAGAUGAUGCUGAGGAAACGCCUGAGAUAAAGCUUGAGACUGCCCCGGCAGAUUUUCGCUUCCCAACUACAAACCAAACAAGGCAUUGCUUCACACGAUAUAUCGAGUACCAUCGUUGUGUAGCUGCAAAAGGAGAGGAUGCUCCUGAGUGUGAUAAGUUUGCCAAGUAUUAUCGUGCACUAUGUCCUGGAGAAUGGAUAGACAGAUGGAAUGAGCAAAGGGAGAAUGGUACUUUUCCAGGUCCUUUGUAGAUGGUACCCCAUGAUUAUCAGAAAACCGUCGUGCCUUUUCUUCUGUUGUAUCAACUGUUAAACACAGAUGAAUUUCUUGGCUGAAAACAGAUUUUUUUUCCUGGAAAAAUAUCCUAUUUGAAAAGGACGAGUUAAUAAGAAAAUUGGGCGUGUACCCUAGCUAUACUAUA
Molecule: messenger RNA, 834 nt
Organism: Hibiscus syriacus
Lineage: Eukaryota; Viridiplantae; Streptophyta; Magnoliopsida; Malvales; Malvaceae
Product: cytochrome c oxidase subunit 6b-1-like
Exons: 5
Coding region: 104-664 (186 amino acids)
Cellular component (GO): respiratory chain complex IV; mitochondrion
Source: RefSeq, a predicted model, not a curated record